CGGUGGGUUCCUCCGCCCGAACUCCCCCUGCCCCGCCGGGUGCCCCCAUUGGCUGCGCCCGGGGUGGGGGUGCGGUGUGCGGGGGGUGGUGGGGUGCGGUGGGUCCCUCCGCCCGAACUCCCCCUGCCCCGCGGGGUGCUCCCAUUGGCUGCGCCCGGGGCGGCGGUUCAGGACGCGGCGCGCGGCUCCUGCGCUGGAAGCCCCCCACUCCGGACAGAGCUGCCGACCCUGGACUGAGCUGUGAGCCCCCCAGCAUGUGGAGCCGGGAGAGACCCUCCAGGCCGUGCUUCUCCACGCCGCCCUUCGACCCCCGAUUCCCCAACCAGAACCAGACUCGCAACUGCUACCAGAACUUCCUGGAUUACCACCGCUGCGUGAAGAACAUGGACCGGCGCGGGAGAAACCCGGAGGCCUGCGAGUACUACCAGCGAGUGUUCCGCGCGCUGUGUCCCAAGAGUUGGGUGCAGCGCUGGACGGACCAGCUGGAGGAAGGGACGUUCGCGGGCAAGAUCUGAAGGCGCCAUGACCACCAUUAACUCCACCCUCCCUCGGCCCCAUAUCCCCCCCAGCGUCCACACCACGAAUAUAGCUUUCUUGCUGCU
Messenger RNA from Erinaceus europaeus (western European hedgehog), 602 nucleotides. RefSeq names its product cytochrome c oxidase subunit 6B2. Gene Ontology annotation, cellular component: respiratory chain complex IV; mitochondrial crista; mitochondrion. Lineage: Eukaryota; Metazoa; Chordata; Mammalia; Eulipotyphla; Erinaceidae. The transcript is spliced from 4 exons. Bases 255 to 515 code for a protein of 86 amino acids. The record is from RefSeq and is a predicted model, not a curated record.